This is a messenger RNA of Phoenix dactylifera (date palm), 1542 nucleotides long. Its product is annotated as UPF0481 protein At3g47200-like. NCBI's taxonomy places the organism in Eukaryota, Viridiplantae, Streptophyta, Magnoliopsida, Arecales, Arecaceae. The record is from RefSeq and is a predicted model, not a curated record.
AUGGACUCCUCCGAGAAGGCCAAAGGAAAGGAGAAGGUGGAGACCAUGGAAGUGAGCGAAACCAUCAGUUCUGUUGGAGGGGAGGGUAACCCCAGUGCAGCAGGCGGCCUUUCCCCUGGCGAUAUCCUAGCUACGGACGUUUGGGCCGAAACAAUGCUGGAUAAAAUCAAAGUCCUUCAGAAGCCACCUAGUCACACUGCAUCCAAAAGCAUCAGCACAGCUCCUGCAAGCACUGAGGACCGUGACAAGAAGCUUUACGAGCCAAGGGCGGUGGCCAUCGGUCCCUACCACCGGAAGACGGAGAAUAAUUAUUUCAGAAUCACGGAUAAACACAAACUGUGGUGUGUGCAAGAAGUGAUCGGCUUUCACCCAAAAAAAGAAGAAGAAGAAGAAGUGAUCGGCGAUAGUUACAAACAAGACCUCGGUAAAUUCCUCGGUAAGAUGAAGGAGAGGGAAAGAGAUGCUGUGAAUUUUUAUCGUGAAUGUUAUGGGACAGACAAUAACUUCGGCAUGAAUUCCAAAAGUUUUCUGGAGAUGCUAAUGCUUGAUAGCUGCUUCAUCUUGUUUGCGCUUUCAUUGCAUUAUAAUCCUGUCAAGGUACUCCCUUUUGUGGGUGGCCUUGAAGAUGGACCAUGGGCACCACGUGAUAUAGUGGGGGCAUCGGAGCUUGUCAAGACUGACUUGCUGUUGCUCAACAGCCAAAUCCCUUUCUUUAUCCUUGAGGAUGUUUUCAAUAUGCAAAUUGCUAUUCACCCAAACGAAUAUAUUUACACUGAAGGCAAUGAAGGCCAACCCACAAUCAGAAAAGUUGCUCUCAAGUUUUUUGGUACUCUCGGUUUAGAAUGCAACGGUUCGAAUGACACAGAAACAGAGGAGGUUCAUCAUCUGCUUCAUUUGUACCACAUGUAUUUGAAGCCAACGAAGCAUCGUGCUGCAAGCCUUCCUGGAGAUACAUUUAUAAUUAUCAAUCCACGGCGAUAUCUCCCCAGCGCAACAGAGCUCCAACGAAAGUCCGCGGUGAAUUUUAAGGUGAAAAAAACGGUAGGUGUGCCACAAUGCGUGCUCGACGUAACGACGAGGAAAUCUGGAGAUAUCCAGGUGCCGGCAUUGGGCGUCUAUGACCAUACCAAUAUUCUCCUCCAUAAUCUAAUCAACUUUGAGCAGUCUCUUGGCAACAUGGACUCGUACAUCACAGCCUACGUCGCAUUCUUGAAUCACAUCGUGCAGAGAGAAGAAGACGUGGAGCUGCUUGAUACAAGAGGGGUGUUGGAGCACAGAUUGACCAGCCGUGCGGAGGUGGUCGCUGUCUUCAGGCAAUUACAUAAUGUGAUCGAUCAUUAUAAGACGCCCGGUUACUUGGCUAGCGUAUACGAGGAGGUGAAUGAUCGUUGCACCAGCAAGUGGCGCAGAAUCUAUGCCGAUGGGAAGCAACGUUAUUGCUCCAAUGUAUGGCUGAGCAUGUCGUUUGUUGCCGGCAUCGCUCUAUCAGUUCUCGCCCUCAUCCAGACCAUCUACGCCGUCGAGGGCUACAAGAGAAAAUGA